UCGCGAAGGACGGGUCUUUAUCGAAAGUCGGCGAGAUGGAGAGAGGGCGGGAUGGUGAAAUUCGAUGGUGCGUGGUGUCGAGAUAGUCUGUCCUCGGCAUCAUGGGGCGGGAAACGAGGAUGAUUGUGGCGGAGUUUCGUAUAGCCAUCAGAAUUGAGCAAGAGCGACUCGAAGGGUAGAAUCGAGCGAUGCUGUGAGCGCAUCACAUUGUGUUGCGAUCCAACGUUUCGCUAUUGCUGUAGAUAGUAUCUCCAGCCAGCAACGAAGAUGACAAUAGCUUUCAGCCUGGUUGGCUUGUUUGCGUGUCUCCUUGGGGCCGGGACCGACGCGGCUUUCGAGACGAUCACUCGCGAUGUGGUGAUUGUGGGCGGAGGAAGCACCGGCACCUACGCGGCCAUCCGCCUCAAGGACUUGGGCAAGUCCUUCGUCGUGGUCGAGCGCAGUCACCGUCUGGGUGGCCAUGCAGAGACCUUCUAUCCAGCCGAUCACACCCCCAUCAACUACGGGGUCGAGGGACUCUUCAACACCAGCGUGACGCGAGCGUAUCUACACCGACUCAACGUCACGUAUGAAGUGCGCGUGCCCGCCUCGUCCACGGACCAGUAUCUCAACCUGAGAACCGGCGCCAAAGUGCCGGUCGAGCCCUUCGACGAGCAGCAGGUCCUGAAACCAUACCUCGAUGCCAUCGCUCAGUUUCCCUUCCUCAACGACGGGGUCUACGACCUACCCGACCCAGUCCCAGAGGACCUACUGCUCCCGUUCGGCGACUUCGUAAAGAAAUACCACCUCGAAGAUACCAUCCUCCCGAACAUCAAUCACGGCUGCGGCGACAUCCUGAAGACGAUGACCCUCUAUCACGUCCAAUACCUCGGAGUCCCGCACGCCAAAGCCCUGGGAGAAGGCUACAUCCGCCCCGUGAACGGCAUGGCCGAGAUCUACACCCGGGCGGCGAAGGAAUUGGCCCCUCACCUCCUGUUCAGGACGACCAUCCGAUCCAUCCGUCGCACCCACAACGGGGUCGAGGUCACCGUCCGUCACGCCAACGGCACAGCGCGACUCAUCCGCGCGAACCAACUCCUCCUCACCAUCCCCGUGACGCUCGACAACCUGCGCAGCAUCAUCGACCUCGACGCGCACGAAACGGACCUCUUCGCCCGCUGGCGUCACCAAACGUACUACGCCGCCCUCGUAAACAACACCGGUCUCGUCGAAGGGGUAAACUUCCUCAACAUCGACCCAGACAACCCUCUGUCCGUGCCAUCCGAGCCGUUCAUCUGGCGGAUCGACGCCCAGCGCGUUCCCGGAUACCGCACCAUCAAGCUAGUGGGGAACCAGUCCUUCACCGCGUCUGAUGCGCGGCAGUUGUUGGUGGAGACGUUCGCCCGGCUCCGCGCCCAAGGUACGUUUCCGACGGCGCGGAAGCCGCAGAUUGUGACCUGGGGGGACCACACGCCGGCGACGAUGAGUGUGAGUGCGGAGGAGAUUCGGAAUGGGUUCUACAGCGAACUAUAUGGCUUGCAGGGACGGCAUCGCACGUUCUACACGGGGUUGUCGUGGGCGUCGGAUUACUCGACCUUGCUGUGGGGGUAUACGGAUACCGUGAUUGAGCAGAUGCGAGCGGCGUGGGGACAGGGGAUGUGAGGUCGCUCAUCGCUUCUGGAUGACAGGUAGAUGCGGAGAGAAAGCUGUCAUAUUGUUUGUAGUCUCUGAGUUGUCGUUUCAUGGUAACUGUGCGCCUCAUGCGCUUUGAUAUUUCGACUGAUUGUUCAUAAAGAGACCGAAUGUGUAAUCCAUUGGUACAGUAGAUCAAAGACAUGACACUUUGCUCAACAGAAGCUCAGUGACCAAGGUCUUGCG
Messenger RNA from Aspergillus fijiensis CBS 313.89, 1857 nucleotides. Its product is annotated as FAD-dependent oxidoreductase. NCBI's taxonomy places the organism in Eukaryota, Fungi, Ascomycota, Eurotiomycetes, Eurotiales, Aspergillaceae. Gene Ontology annotation, molecular function: oxidoreductase activity. The record is from RefSeq and is a predicted model, not a curated record. The coding region runs from base 268 to 1641 and encodes 457 amino acids. The transcript has a single exon.